This is a messenger RNA of Postia placenta MAD-698-R-SB12, 1161 nucleotides long. RefSeq lists its product as hypothetical. Bases 1 to 1161 code for a protein of 386 amino acids. The record is from RefSeq and is a predicted model, not a curated record. NCBI's taxonomy places the organism in Eukaryota, Fungi, Basidiomycota, Agaricomycetes, Polyporales, Adustoporiaceae. The transcript is spliced from 5 exons.
AUGGCGUCCCAACAAUCCCCCUCCGCUUCCACAAAUUCUCUGCAGUCAGAUGCUGCUCCGACUAGCGCCGCGAGUUCGACUGCUACCUUGAUUCCGAAGGUCAGAAAAAUCGCUAUCAAUCCCCAGAUUGCCAUGCUCAUUUUCUCGCUGCAGAAGAACACGCAAACUCCGACGUCAAGCUCGCUCUCUCAUGCACAUCCUGCCCAGUCGAAGGAUUGGGAGGCCGCUCUGGGGACGUUGGCCACUUCGUAUGGCUUCAGUGGCGAGAGCCCUCUGAAGGCCACGAGCAAGAAGGCAAAGCUCAAAGCCCCCAAAGCUAGCGCAAAGAGCAAGCCAUCGGAUUCAUCCAAGAAUAAACUGGUUACCUUCGCCGAGCCGAUGGUCCCCUCUCAGCUCUUUCCCGCCGCUGUGGGAGUUUUAGGGGCUCAAUCCGACAACUUGACGCAAGCUAAGUCCUGCAAGCCCAUCUGCCACACUUGCGCCACAAUCCGGCUACAUCCGAGGAAACUUGUCCUCGCCCUACCCAAGAUUCUCGCGGCGUUUGCCCAUCAUCCACGUACUUCUGCGACAACAUAUUCUUGGGCGCACUCUACUAUGAAGGCUCAAUACUGCCAGGCAACCCGGGAUCUGGUCGAUACAGAUAAUGGCUGGCACUUCAGCGCUCUCCAUGCGUCUGCGACAGAGGUUCUCGACUUUCACAUCGAGGAUAUGGCUUCGAAGAUGCAAAGCGUGGCGCCUGAGCUAUGCGACCUCAUAGUUGCACUCCUUGUGGGUGGCAAGUCACGCGGUCUCAAAUGGAGCACCUCAGAUGAGGACGAAGAAGGUGCUUUACUCGACGCUGAUGAAAUUGAGUACCGGAGUCAACUGGGCGAUGAUCCCCCGGUGUGGAGUAGUGAAGUUUCAGGAGAAAGCAGUCGUGAUAUUGUCUAUAGUAAUGCAGUCCUUGAGUCAGAGAUGUUGUCGAAACGCGCUGACCCGCGCGGUCAGGAACGAGCUCGCAAGCUCGGGCGCGCGAGUAGCCGGGGGCCGGAGGCCCCUAUCGUAGUAUAUAACGACCCCGCGCGAUGUACGUACCGCACGCGAUUGUCCCUUACGGGCAUCGCUAGCUCGUGGACAAACGCGCUCGCCGCGCCGUCGCACCGGUUGUUCCAACAGAUGUAA